This is a messenger RNA of Protobothrops mucrosquamatus (brown spotted pit viper), 2671 nucleotides long. It is a transcript of the gene TCF3, whose product is annotated as transcription factor 3. NCBI's taxonomy places the organism in Eukaryota, Metazoa, Chordata, Lepidosauria, Squamata, Viperidae. Gene Ontology annotation, biological process: regulation of transcription by RNA polymerase II. The coding region runs from base 1 to 1857 and encodes 618 amino acids. Gene Ontology annotation, cellular component: transcription regulator complex. Gene Ontology annotation, molecular function: protein dimerization activity; RNA polymerase II cis-regulatory region sequence-specific DNA binding; DNA-binding transcription factor activity, RNA polymerase II-specific. The record is from RefSeq and is a predicted model, not a curated record. The transcript is spliced from 18 exons.
AUGCGUUUGGAUGAGCGACCGACCUCAGGUUCUUGGGCAACAGGAGAUCAGAACAACUCCACGUUUGACCAAGUCAGGCAGGGCUAUGGCGAAGGUUCACACUACAGUGAACACAGGGACCUGCCAUCCCAUAACAGCAUAUCUUCGUCGUCAUUCCUGGGGUCUGGAAUAGUAGGAAAAGGUACAGAAAGAAGCAACUACCCAUUUGGAAGAGAUGCAGGCAUGCCAGCUAUCAAUCAGCCUGGCUUUCUGCCUAGCGAAAUAGGGAUUUCGAGUCCCAGCACGCUCUCCCCAACGGGGGUGAAGGGAAGCUCUCAGUACUACCCAUACGCCAACAAUCCUCGCAGGAGAGUCGCAGACAGCAACAUAGAUGGACAACCGAAAAAAGUCCGAAAGGUGCCUCCAGGACUCCCGUCUUCAGUGUAUCCACCCAACUCAGGUGAUGAAUACAGCAGGGACUCAGCCAACUACACAACUUCCAAGCCACCCAGCACCGUCUACCCUGGAGCCUUCUACAUGCCAGAUGGGCUUCACAAUUCGGCAGAUCUGUGGAGUUCCUCCAGCAGCAUGAGCCAGUCGAAUUAUGGGGCCAUCUUGGGCACUUCUUCCUCCCCGCUUCCCCAGUCUAGCAACUUCAGCAGUCUUCACCAGCAUGAACGCAUGAAUUAUCAGAUGCAUUCGGGCGAGGUCAACGGUGGUCUCCCGUCGGUCCCUGGAUUUUCUUCAGCUUCCACUCAGUAUGGAGUGUCCAGCCACACUCCCCCGAUUGGAGGGACGGAAAAUGUCCUGGGUAACCGAGGAACCACCGCUGGCAGUUCAGGGGAUGCACUUGGAAAAGCAUUAGCUUCAAUCUACUCUCCAGAUCAUUCUAGCAAUAAUUUCUCUUCGAACCCAUCCACUCCGGUGGGCUCCCCUCAGGGAAUAACAGGUUCUUCGCAGUGGCCCCGAACAAGUGGACAGGGUGCCUUAUCCCCAAGCUACGAAGGCACCCUCCAUACUUUGCAAAACAAAAUGGAAGACCACUUGGACGAAGCCAUCCAUGUGCUGAGGAGCCAUGCAGUGGGCCAGACCAACCACAGGGACAUCCACGACUUGUUGGCAUCCGCUUCUGCGCACAGCACUUCUGUGGGCAGCCUUAGCCAGUCUUUUUCCCCGGCCUCUGUCUUGCCAAUUGCUAGUCGGCAUACGAACUUGGUGGGAGGAGGUCACCCCGAAGACAGCCUCUCUAGCAAUCCUGGUCUUCUCCACAACCAUGUUGCUCUCCCUGCCCAGACCAGCUCGCUUCCUGACCUCAGUAGAGGACAGUCUUCAGAUGCCUUUAGCGGCUUGACUGGGGGCCUGGGAAGGGCCAGCGUCUCCUCUGGCACCAGCGAGAUCAAGCGGGAGGACAAGGAGGAUGACGAAAACACAUCAGUGGCUGACAAUUCAGAAGAGGAGAAAAAGGAACUGAAGUCAUCUCGAAACAGAACAAGUCAAGAUGAGGAUGAGGAGGAGGACGACCUUCUUCCCCCAGAGCAAAAAGCCGAGCGAGAGAAAGAGAGGCGGGUGGCCAAUAACGCUCGGGAGCGCCUGCGUGUCCGCGACAUCAACGAGGCCUUUAAAGAGCUUGGGCGCAUGUGCCAGCUACACCUUAACAGCGAAAAACCACAGACCAAACUGCUAAUCCUACAUCAGGCCGUGUCGGUUAUUCUGAAUCUGGAACAACAAGUUAGAGAACGCAAUCUCAAUCCUAAAGCAGCUUGCUUGAAACGUCGCGAAGAGGAGAAAGUGUCUGGCGUGGUGGGUGAUCCCCAGAUGGCACUUUCGGCAUCUCAUGCAGGAUUAGGAGAUGGGCACAACCCCGUGGGACAUAUGUAAAGGUGAUUUGUUUUUUUCCCUUGACCUGGAAGAAGAUAUCUGUAGGAAGAAGCGAGGACUGGGUCAUUUUCACACCCCUGCUGGGUGUCCACGCCAGAAACUGCAGUCUUGUUGAAAUACUGACAUGGCAAUGGAAAUUCAGUGUGCUCGAAGGAACUUUUAUUUCCCUCCACCAGAAAGGAAAAGCAACAACGUUAUCCAAAACAAAAAACAAAAAAACCACAAAACACAAAAAACCCAACAGCAAAGAUUGCCUUAACUGUAUAUUCUGGAACUCUUAAUGCAUAUCCUUCAGUGGGAGGUGGGGGGAGACAUUUAAGUGGCUUGCGUUCACAAAAGGCCAGCAGAAGAAAUUGUGCCUAUACGUUUGUUUCUUUUUUUUCUUUUCUUUUUUUUAAAAAGAACAUUAGUUACAAUAAUUUUUUAAAUGUAGAACAAACAUAGUAAUGCCUUUUUUUUGUUUUUUAAAGCUUCUUUUGCAUCUCUGUUUUGUAAGCAACAAAAAAAAAUGUAAAAAGAGAGAGAGAGAAAGAGAGAGAGAAAGAGAGAGAGAAAGACUUGAUGAUUCCCCAUGCCUUUUUCUGCUGCUGUUUCUAUAGUUAUUGUUGCAUAUUAUUUUUUAAAUAAGAUCAACCAGAAAUAUUAAAAGUUUGUAUUAAGAGACUGGAUGUUUUUUAAAAAAGAAAAAGAAAAACAAAAGAAGAGAUUGGUACAAGAGAGGUUUGCGUUUUGGCUCUGAGACAGUUGCGUGCGUUUAGCGAGCGGGUUAAAAUCUUCCCUAAGGCUAGUAGCUUUUAUAAUUAAAAGAGAGAAC